CUCAAUUCAUUGAGCCUCCACUCAGCACUGGGCGGACCCAAUUGGAAGGGCUGCUUCAGAUUAUCCGGUGCUCAUAUGUACACGCUUGUUGGUGAACAAACUCUAGCCUAUCUGUGAUUUUCUUGGACCGCCUUACCUUUGACCUAGAGUAAUACGGUAACCGUUCGCACCGUGACCGCCUUCAAUUUCUGGAUCCGAGCUCAGUACUUACCUUCUCAUUUGACAAUAACUUGAUUCUUCUAGGCUGCCCAGGACCUUGUUUACAUGAGGAACCAUGAGCACGUCGUGCUCGAUUCAAUGUCCAAUGUGCCGGUGAGCUCGAAAUCAAACUCAUUCGGACGAUAUUAAGUCAUGUGCCCUCAUGAUGGGUGGGGUCGAGCUUGCGAUGCCUUAUCAGAUACCGAUAUCAUUAUGCGCUGAAUACAUCAUAGAACUGCGGAAUUAUAAGGACCUUGCACUAGUCAUCCUCUCAUCCUCCCUGACAGUAACAGAUGGCUGUUCUCGACAUCAACCAAGUCCGUGCUUGCUUCCCGUCCCUGAAAUCAGGCUACAUCUACGCCGAGAAUGCAGGAGGAUCGCAGACUGCCCAGGCAGUGAUCGACCGGAUCGUGGAUUAUCUAACCAACACCAACGUACAGCUAGGAGCUGGCUAUUCCGUUGGAUUACUGAGCUCCCAGCGCGUGGCUGACGGUUCCAUUGCCGCUGCAGAGUUGUUCAAUGCUGCAUCUCUCGAUGAGGUUGGGUUUGGACCGAGCUCGACGAUGAUCUUUGAGAACAUCGCUAGAGCGCUCGACAAUGAUAUCCAACCUGGAGAUGAAUUCAUCAUCACCUAUGAACAUGAAGCUAACAAUGGUCCUUGGAAGUAUCUGGCUGCGCGGCGCAAUGUCGUGGUCAAAUACUGGAAACCUACGCCAGUAUCUGCGGACAAUCCUUACUCGGUCGCAUACAAGGUCGAAGAACUUUUGCCGCUGGUGUCUUCACGCACCAGGCUGGCUGCGAUCAGCGCAUGCUCCAACAUUUUAGGAUCCUUGAUUCCUGUGGAAGAAGCAGUGAAGGCUCUUCGCCAACGGGCACGAGAGCAGGGAGCAAAAAAAGUCGAAGUACAAAUGGACGUACAAAAGUGGGAUAUUGAUUAUUGCGCGUUCUCUUUAUACAAGAUGUACGGGACUCAUAAUGCUGCUUUCUACGUGCGGUCGGCGGCUAUGCAGACAUCUCUGACGUCCAUCGCACAUCAUUUCCUGACGGGGGAUGACAAGCCCCACAAGUUGCAACCAGGCGGUCCAGGCUACGAGUUGGUGUAUGGUGCAACGGGAGUCCAUCCUUCAACGCGAAUCGCAAACCAUGAGCAGGAACUUUUGGCGCCCUUGCUCCUCUUUUUGACGGACGCAAAACAAUUUGACAGGGGUGUUCGCAUUGUUGGGACAAGCGAGAUUGAUCUCUCAAGAGUUCCUACUAUCAGCUUUAGCAAGGAUGUCGCAGGAGCAUUUGACAAAAAGGGAGGGAUCGGAAUUCGACAUGGUCACUGUUACGCGUAUUCUCUCAUUGAUAAUCUACACCCCAAACUGGACGUGAAUGACGGGGUCGUCCGCAUCUCACUUGUUCAUUAUAAUACCGUUGAGGAAGUGGAGAAGAUCGUGGACGUCCUGCGAGAAGUUCUGGCUUGAGGAAAUGAUGUAAAUUCGUGUGAAGAUGUAUGUGGCAUCCGAAAUGUAUUUUCCUAACACUAUGCAUAAGUAUUACUCUCGAGAUUUAUUUUACCUUCGGCUGGCGGGCCUACUGAGUAUGCCGAGCCGCUAUAACACUGAUUGGUCGUGUCAAGUCUUUGACAAGUCGACGAGAAGUAAUAAACUCCGUCUCAGACUCGGAGAA
Suillus paluster is the source of this 1869-nucleotide messenger RNA. Its product is annotated as pyridoxal phosphate-dependent transferase. The coding region runs from base 492 to 1664 and encodes 390 amino acids. The record is from RefSeq and is a predicted model, not a curated record. The transcript has 7 exons. NCBI's taxonomy places the organism in Eukaryota, Fungi, Basidiomycota, Agaricomycetes, Boletales, Suillaceae.